This is a messenger RNA of Heteronotia binoei (common prickly gecko), 2012 nucleotides long. RefSeq names its product malate dehydrogenase 1 (gene MDH1). The transcript is spliced from 9 exons. Gene Ontology annotation, biological process: oxaloacetate metabolic process; malate metabolic process; tricarboxylic acid cycle. NCBI's taxonomy places the organism in Eukaryota, Metazoa, Chordata, Lepidosauria, Squamata, Gekkonidae. Bases 324 to 1328 code for a protein of 334 amino acids. Gene Ontology annotation, cellular component: mitochondrion; cytosol. The record is from RefSeq and is a predicted model, not a curated record. Gene Ontology annotation, molecular function: L-malate dehydrogenase (NAD+) activity.
GCGAGCAUGCGCAGGUGGGAAGAACUCGUCCGCUUUAGCGCUGUUUGUCAAACUGUCGUCAGGCCGGGCGGGGAAGGUGGCGCCUGAUGCCUGCUGGGAGUUGUAGUUUUACGAGACCAAGUUUGCGCUUCGUUUUGCGCAAAAUCCAAGAGCCGUGGACUACAUUGCCCAGGUGCCAAACUGAGACGGAGCGGGCGAGGGAAUCUCCGCCCCUUUUUGAUUGCCUUCCCAGCGGUGCUCUUUUUCCCUUUCAUUGCUGGAGCUGUGGCUGUGCUUAGAGGUGACCUCGAGGAGCAGAAGUGGUCAUUUCUCCUGUUCUCGCCAUGUCUGAACCAAUCAGAGUCCUGGUGACCGGAGCGGCUGGGCAAAUUGCCUACUCUCUGCUCUACGGCAUUGCCAAGGGUGAUGUUUUUGGCAAAGAUCAGCCCCUGGUUCUUCUACUCUUGGAUAUCACUCCAAUGAUGAGUGUAAUGGAUGGCGUAUUAAUGGAACUGCAAGACUGUGCUCUCCCACUGUUGAAAGAGGUCAUUGCAACAGACAAAGAAGAUGUUGCAUUUAAAAACCUUGAUGUAGCCAUUCUGGUUGGCUCUAUGCCAAGGAAAGAGGGCAUGGAACGAAAAGAUUUACUGAAGGCCAAUGCGAAGAUCUUCAAGUCCCAAGGCGCAGCACUUGACAAGUACGCUAAGAAAACGGUUAAGGUCAUUGUGGUAGGCAAUCCAGCAAAUACCAACUGUCUGACUGCAUCAAAAUCUGCUCCAUCCAUCCCCAAAGAGAACUUCAGCUGUCUGACUCGUCUGGACCACAACAGAGCGAAAUCCCAGAUUGCUCUGAAAGUCGGCGUGACCGCUAACGCUGUGAAGAACUGCAUCAUCUGGGGGAACCACUCUUCCACUCAGUAUCCUGACGUUAACCAUGCCAAGGUCAAAGUGCAAGGCAAAGAGAUUGGCGUCUAUGAAGCUGUGAAAGAUGACAACUGGCUCAAGAGGGACUUCAUUGCGACGGUCCAACAGCGGGGUGCGGCAGUUAUCAAGGCCCGGAAGCUGUCGAGCGCCAUGUCUGCAGCCAAAGCCAUCUGCGAUCACGUGAGGGACAUCUGGUUUGGCACUCAAGAGGGUGAAUUUGUGUCCAUGGGAGUCAUUUCUGAUGGGAAUUCGUACGGUGUCCCCGAGGAUCUGAUAUACUCCUUCCCGGUUGUCAUCAAGAAUAAAACAUGGAAGUUUGUCGAGGGCCUCCCAAUCAACGACUUCUCUCGUGAGAAGAUGGAUCUGACCGCCAAGGAGCUCAUGGAGGAAAAGGAGAUGGCCGUGGAGUAUCUGUCCAGCGCAUGACUAGAUGCUCGCCCGGAGGCGGGAGACGACCCGAGUCCAGAAGAGUCUAAAAGUCGUCUCUGAAGCCUGCGCCGGAGGCUGUUACCGUCGUCGGCCAGCUGUUUUCCUCACGUCCGAUCCAUUCGUUGUAAAAGGUUAUUUGUGCCUAUUAUCGAGUGCUCUUAGUAAAACAAGUAAAGCACCAAGCCAUUCUUUAAAAAAAAAAAGUAGUUUUCAAAUCUGACCAAAUCUUAGUACCGUUUGCUUCGGGUGUUGCAUCAGACUUCUUUCGCCGCAGCGGCUGAAAGGGGGAGCAGUCUUUCAGCAUGAAUUAAACCAAAGCCGUCCGCACAAAACGCUAGAGGUGAUUGGUAUAGAAUGGCAUUGCGUUGAUCAAAAUUUUGAAAAUCGAUUGUACCAGUAGACUUACUCUGCAAGAAAAACGGAGCGUUGGCUUUCCUUCUGCUGUUAAAACCAGAAUUGGCAAGUUAGUCUGGAAUAUGACAGUUGUGUAUGCGUUGGCCAUCAAGAAGUCUUCCCAGUAAUGGCAUUAAAUAUUGAAUUAAGCACUUGUCAUUCCCCCCCCCCCAUGUCAACGUACUGUUACUUGCUUCAUUUGCUUUCAAUAAAGUAUGUAAGGUAAAAAUCCUCAUCACAAAACCGAUUGUAUGAAGUUAUGAAAUAAAAGCAAUACUGGACACAAAA